UAAAAAUUAGUAAUUUUUUUAAUUCUAAUGCUUUUCUGUACUCUUUUCAGAAUAUCUUUGAAGGAAUUUUUGCAAUCUUUUCAUCGAUUUAAUGAGGAUCAAAUAUAUCUUACUGAUUUAACUUUUUCUAUUGGAAUUAAUGAAAGCAACGACGUAGAUGAGAUCUGUGCCGACAUGUUGUCAGAAACACCUACUAUUGAUCGUAAUAUAGAGCUUAAUGAGAACAGAAGUACUUUAACCAACAGUAGAAAUAUGCGUCGUCGAUCACGAAGAAGGAUCACGCACUUUCCAUCUGAGAACUCAAGAGGAGCUGAAGUAAGAUCUGAAUUUCAUGAAGAUCAAAACAGUACUAAUAAUAACAUAGAUGAACAUGAUCAACAUGAGCAAACUAUUACAACACAUUUUUCAUCUGGAAAUAUUGGCCUUGAAGUUACUACUUCCAAUGAGAUGUUUACGCCCGAAAAUACAGACUCGCCAGAAAUGACAGAAACCUUAUCAGAAAUCCCAGAUGAAAACGUAUUUGCAGUCCCAGAAGAUGAUUACGGAUACAUAUAUAAAGGUAGAAUGAAUGCUUCUGAAGAAUCAAUACCAUAUCAUCCUGUAGAGCGGAACAUAGAUACAUCAUCAAGAAGUAGACGUUCUGAAGGAAAAAAAGAGAAAAACGACAAAGAAAGGACAAAAGAGCUCUACUAAUAAAUAUAUAUCAGAGCCUCAAAUAAAAAUACGACAACUAUCCGACAAGAAAUUGCAAAUUGGAAAAACCGACGACAGCCUCUCAACUCAAUUGAAAAUAUUGAGCAAAACCGUAAGUUUCGUAACUUGUAUUAUAUACCUUAUAAGUUUUAGACCUAUUUUUAAUCGAAUCAUUUUUUUGCAUCACGUACCUCGCAUAGAUAUCGACGCAUGCCCCACAAAUUUCUCGAUGUAUAUUAAAAUAUGAACUAGAGUGAAAGGAAUUUACGUUGGACGCUUACGUUCAAAGACAACA
This is a messenger RNA of Solenopsis invicta (red fire ant), 988 nucleotides long. RefSeq lists its product as uncharacterized. The record is from RefSeq and is a predicted model, not a curated record. The transcript is spliced from 4 exons. NCBI's taxonomy places the organism in Eukaryota, Metazoa, Arthropoda, Insecta, Hymenoptera, Formicidae. The coding region runs from base 28 to 693 and encodes 221 amino acids.